AUGGCAGCAAGGAAUGAGAUGAAGCUGGAAAAACUAAUUGAUGAAGCUACAAGGAAAAAAGAUUUCCAGUUAUUAGAACACUUUCUUCAAACAAAAGACUGUGAGAAUCUUUCUCAUAAAUGCAGCAAACAGUUUGUCAACAAAUUAGACAAGCUUCUGUGUCGGGAACUUGACAAACAAGAGAUCAAAAACAUUUCAACUUUACUAAGUUCUUUUCAGAAAUGUGGGGAAAAAAUCAGCAUAGCAGGCGAAGAUGGUCUCCCAGCAAUGAUGAAAUAUGGUCUUGUUGAAAGGAUGGUCAAAUGGUUUGAAAAGGUGAAAGCGGUUUUGAUCCUCAGAGGAAAUGAAAAAAAUGAAUUGCUAACAAGUUUAGCUGAAGAUUUCUUCGACGUGUUGCUGGUUAUAUAUGAUACUGGUCCUGAAGGUAAAAUGCAAAUACUGGAGAACUUUGUACUGAGAGCAUGUACUCUCAUUGCUGAUGGAAGAAUUAAUAUUUAUGUUCAGCAGUAGAUAGUAAGAAAACUAAAUUUAAUGCUGGACAACAUGCCUCGAGAUGCCAGGAAAAAGAUAUUUUCUGCAAAGGAAAUGUUACUUGUCAUGAGUGAUAUGGGAAAAAGAAUUUUAGAUGCUGGAGACUAUGACCUGCAAGUAGCCAUUACGGAAGCUCUGUGCAGAAUGACAUCGGAAAAACAAAGAGCAGACUUGGCAUGUCAGUGGUUUUCCAUGGAGUUUGUGUCCAAUGCCUUUAAAGGAAUUAAAGAUUCUGAGUUUGAAACAGACUGUAGAAAAUUUCUUAACCAGGUGAAUGGAAUGCUUGGGGAUAACAGAAGGGUUUUUACAUAUCCAUGUUUAUCAGCAAGUCUUGAUAAAUAUGAGCUACAGAUACCUUUGGAUGAAAAUCUUGAAGAAUUUUGGAUUGAUUUUAACAUUGGUAGUAGAAGUAUAUCUUUCUAUGUGGCAGCAGAUGAUGCUGCACAACAAUGGGAAACAGUCAUUAUACCAGAAGAAGAGGUAGAACAGUACAACCUUGAAGAAAAAGACUCAAAGAAAUUAUUAACCAUCAGUCUAAAAAGCCCGAUGAGUGUGGGUGAUCAAGGAGGAGAUAAAUUUUUUUUGUAUUUUGAUUCUAUAUUGGAAAUCAAAGAUGUAACCAGAAAGAUUUACGGAGAACAUAAAUUUAAGGUUCUAAUACCAGAAAGUCAAUUGUCACCAUGUUUGGGAGAAAAAGCUAGAGUAGAAGAGAAAUCCAAUGAGUCCAAAACCCAGAAACUUCCUGGAACUGUGAGGAAUUAGGUUUUUGUAUCUGAAUGUGUGACUCUGAAUAAAAACAGCACUGAAGACGUAUAUAAAGAUGUUUCCUCCAAGAUAAACACAUCUUGUAAAAGGAAAGUGUCUGAAGCAUCAGUGAUUAUUCCUGGAACUGCAACAUUUCCUAUAAGGAGUCCACUCGUAUUUGUUAGUUCCUCCACUCCCUGUAAAGCACGACUCAAAUUACCUUUGCAGUUGAUGAGCUCUGCUGAAAGAACUAAUGCUAUAAAUGAGACCAGAACAAAGAGUUUAUAUCAAGAAGUUACUGGAGGUAGACAGAAGUGUGCACUAGACAGUGAAUUUUGUGAAAGCCAACAGAGUUUCACAAGGAAGUCAAAAACCCGAAAUGAGGCAAAACUAUCUGAAAAGCAAAUAUGUGCUGAAGAAGUUUUAAAAAUGUUACAUGAGCCAGAACACGAGGACAAUCAAAAGCCAACUUCAGAUGAGAUAUUGGAUGUUGUUCCUGAUUCUCAGCCAGUAGGAAGAUGCAACAAAACUCUGUUGCCUGGUCUUUUGGAAAACUCUUUUGAUAAAAUAAAAACAUGGAAAAAACGAACGUGCUCUGUUCCUGAGACCGAUAUAAUGACUUGGGACAAACAAAAGCUAAAUCCAACAUCAGGGAAUAUAUCCCAUCCAGGUUAUGUUCUUUCUAUUCUUAGUGAAAGAGCUGUGAAAUAAAAAGCUUCUUACUCAAUUUUUGGAAGUAGCUUUCCAGAAAAACAGCAUAUAGGAAAAAGAAGAAAAAAAGGAAAUUGACACAAUGAGGGCAAAAAAUUGAAAAUACUGAGUGGACAGUCAAACAGUAUUAAUCAUGUUGAACAGAAAAUGUUAAGUACAGAAGGAAUUAAUAUUUUGACUACUGUUGAAACAUAAUUUAAAACAUUCCUUUCAGCUAGAGUGUCUGAAACAUCGUUGAAUUCUGAUUUUACAAAAUACAAGAAUGCAAAAGAGGAAGCUGAUACUUCCAUUAGAAAGCAGACUGCAAAUCAUAAGCAAUCAAAGGCAAAAACAAAGUCUAAAGAAAUGAAAGAAACAACCAAACUACUAAUUAGUAACAUCAGUGACAGAUAUAAACAAAAGAUUGAUGAUAAAGGCAAAUCUAGAGACUCAUCAGGUUAUAACAGAUCACAUUUACAUAAGUCCCAUUUCAGUGUCUAUAAGGAAAAAGUUCAGAACAGAAACCUGAAAACUGCUACUUUUCUUAAUGUAGCUGCAGGUCAUGUUGUGGAUGAUAUCUACAACUUCAACAUCAGUGGGCUUGAUGAGCCUACAAUAAAGCUUGGAACUAAAAACAAUCGAAACAGGAAGCAUCUCUUUAGUGACACAGAUACGGACUACAAAGGUGAUGACAGCAAGACAGACAUUAGUUGGCUGCAAGAAUCAAAUAGAAAAUCUAAACCACAGUUGGUUGAUUACAGUAGAAGUAAAAACUUAGGGAAAUCAAUGAGCACAGAAAAAAGUAAAUUCCCUGAACCUCCAUGCCAGGUUGAUUUGUCUAAAGCAGAAAAUAUGAAAAAGGUGACUACAGGGAAAUGUAAAAAGCAAAAUGACAAAACUAGUGAAAUGAUAGAACAAACUACCAGACCAAAGCGUCCUCGAAAAGCUGCAUUAGCAAAAAAUUACAAGGAACCUUCGAGUUCAGAGUCAGAGAGUGAAAAAUUGUCUUCACCAUGCACCACUAAGAGAGAGAAAUCAAAAGCACAGGAACAUAUAAAUGGGCAAAAGAAAAAUAAGAAUCAGCAGAAGGAACUACAGAAAAUUGUAUCAGUGGAGCCAAAGAAAAAAGUAGAAGUCUAUCCACAUAAAGCAUUUAUUAAAUCAAAUAAUUCCGUAAAUCCAACAGAAAUUGAAAUGCCUUCAUCUGAAAGUCCUACAUCACUUGAGGCAAUGAGAUGUGCUGAAAGAAUGUCAGAGGGUGAUUUUACACAAGACCAUCUAUCUAGUGAAAGAUCACCUGGGCUUCAAGAGUCCACACCAGAAAAAAUGGAAUCCUUGAACUUUGUGGAAGGAAUCUCUCCACGCAAUCUCUGUCCACAAAAAAAGAAUACUCAAGCUAUACAUCUAAAUCAGUCCCCUGGGGCUAUUGGUCAAAAGUUAACCCUUGGAAAUAAAAGUUUCUCAUCUGUUCUAAAUGCAGCAUCUUUGCUCAGCUUAACUCCAGUAAACACGUAUAAAGCUCUUGGGGGAAAACAUGCGGAGGGAUCAGUAUCUGAAACAUGUGAAGCUAAUGAAGAUUCAAGUCUUAAGCUGUGCUCUUCAGAGAAACUUCCUCUUGAAGAAAAACUACAAGAUAUCACUAAACCUAUCAUCAGAAGUAAAGUAGAUUCUUUGCCUCUAUCUCCGUUAUCAAAUUCCAGUGGAAGUAAAGUGCAGUCCUGGUGUGAAGAACCUUGUGGUCCCAUACAUGAGUCUGGUCCGACUGUAUGUACGUUUCUCAAACGAAGGUACCACAGUGAUACAGAAAGCAAUUCUGAUGAAGUAGAAGUAAAAAAACAGGAGGAAAAGAAAGGAAACAAAAUAAAGAUGCAGCCUAGAAAAUUAUUUAAACCAGAUGAUGAUACUGCUUACAGAGUGUCUAAGAGCAUAUCUACUCUAUCUGUAAAUGAUCUGCCUGUUUUGGAUGGAGAGACUUGGGAAUCUGGUUGUUCAACUAUCAAUAUAUGUCAGAAGCUCCAAGCAGAAUUCACUAGAAAAAUCCAGAGACGAUCAAGGAAAAUGGAUCAUUUUACUAAGCAAUCAUUAAGAGCUGCCCACCAGCAUUUGGCAACAAUGAGCUAUCAGCUUCAUGAAUGCAGGAUCAGGCAGCUGGACAAAUUUCAUUUUGCUAUCACUGAGGAGCUUGAGAAUUUUGAGAAAGACUCUCAGUCUUUGAAAAAUUUGGAAAAGGAAUUUUCGAACUUUUGGAAAAAACAUGCACAUACUUUUAUUACAUACAUGAAAAAUGAGCAGCAGAGAAUUCAGAUUCUUAAAACUUCAUUUGAAAAAAACAUCUACCAUGCUCUUGAUUAUGAGGAACAUAUUUUUACUUCUGAGAUGCAUCUGAUGAAAGAAGAUAUGAAAGGACUUCAAGAGAAGCUUCUUAAAGAAAUGCAAGAAGAGGAGCUCUUUAAUGUUCGCAGAGGACUGCAGACACUAUUUCUAUCAGAAGACAGAAAGUUCUAAUGUAAUGAUUUCAGAUACUUUCCUGAAGUUCAAGGUGAAU
This is a messenger RNA of Tinamus guttatus (white-throated tinamou), 4510 nucleotides long. NCBI's taxonomy places the organism in Eukaryota, Metazoa, Chordata, Aves, Tinamiformes, Tinamidae. The record is from RefSeq and is a predicted model, not a curated record.